CAUAAGGUCGCAUACUAGUAAGCAGAGGACGAACGGUACCACGUGAGCAAGCCAGAAUUGGGUUGACGCGUAAGGAGCUAUUCUAUUCCUCAUCAACAUCGCCGUCUACUCAAUUGAGAGGAUCUACAAAAGGAUCUACUCUCGUUGCGGUUGUGUGCUAGGGGUGGCGUCCUGGAGAUAACUUCUCUUCUGCGUUGAGCAGUUCAUUGAAUGCGGCAACAGCAUUACUGCUUAUUUACUCUAACGGACAUUCGAUCAGCAUAUUACCGCUGUAUUUCACCCUCAAAUGUCUUCUACAAACCAAAACAAUGGAGCAAAGAAGAUAAUUGGCCUUGAAGAAUGGGAACGAAAAUUGGCGGAAGUGAAAGUUAGCAAGCAAGAUCUCAACAAACUCAUCAUGAACUAUUUGGUCAUCGAAGGCUAUAAAGAUGCGGCAGAAAAAUUUAGUCGAGAAUCUGGGCUACAGCCGGGAAUUGACCUUGCGUCGAUAGAGGAUCGCAUGAAUAUUAGAAAUGCGAUACAGUCUGGAGAUAUCGAGGACGCUAUCGAACGCGUCAAUGACCUAGAUCCUGAGAUACUCGACACAAAUCCAAAGCUCUACUUCCACCUGCAACAGCAACGGUUGAUCGAAUUCAUACGAGACGGAAGAGUAGGAGAAGCCAUCGAAUUCGCGCAGGAAGAAUUGGCGCCACGAGGGGAAGAAAACCCGGAAUUUCUUGAGGACCUGGAGCGCACAAUGGCAUUGCUAGCAUUCGAGGACACUAGCGUGUCACCUGUUGGAUACCUAUUGGACCAUGCACAACGACAAAAGACGGCAAGUGAACUCAAUGCAGCAAUCUUGACAGCACAAUGUCAAGAGAAGGAUCCAAAACUCCCGUCAUUGCUGAAGAUGUUGGUAUGGGCACAGAAUCAGCUGGAAGAAAAGAUGCUCUUUCCAAAAAUUAGAAACCUUGUAACCGCUGAACUAGAAGCACCUGCACCCAGCGGAUGAUAAAUCCUCGCACCGUAUAUGGAACGAAGGAUCAUCGAUAGCUCGAACGCUCGUAAACACUCUUGGACCUAAUUCUGGUCGUGUACAUAUCUUUACUAAAACUGGCAACUUUCACCAUGGCAAUUUUCACAUAUCAAUGAUAUAUUUCCCAGAGGUCAGGUUUUGAUUCAAAUCGUGAUUUUGUCAGUUUCUAUACACAAAAUACCGCCAAUAUCCUAAGUUAUCUACAUGUAAACUUCCUGCUAUCUGUACAGAUGAACGAGGUUCUUGUAUCUGCUGGUCCACUAUUAAGUUUGUGAUAAAUUUCUAUCACUGGUUAUCCUUAGCACGUCUCCUAUUAGAUUGUGGAGCUCACGUUGGAUUUGAAGCAGCUCGCUAUAUGAAAAAUAUUCAACAAGGACGCAAAUUGCUACUAGAUUCCGACUCAGGGCUUACCG
Messenger RNA from Spizellomyces punctatus DAOM BR117, 1428 nucleotides. RefSeq lists its product as uncharacterized. Gene Ontology annotation, biological process: proteasome-mediated ubiquitin-dependent protein catabolic process. Gene Ontology annotation, molecular function: protein binding. Lineage: Eukaryota; Fungi; Chytridiomycota; Chytridiomycetes; Spizellomycetales; Spizellomycetaceae. Gene Ontology annotation, cellular component: cytoplasm; nucleus. The transcript is spliced from 8 exons. The record is from RefSeq and is a predicted model, not a curated record. The coding region runs from base 287 to 991 and encodes 234 amino acids.